Messenger RNA from Huiozyma naganishii CBS 8797, 459 nucleotides. It is a transcript of the gene MIC19, whose product is annotated as Mic19p. The record is from RefSeq and is a predicted model, not a curated record. The transcript has a single exon. The coding region runs from base 1 to 459 and encodes 152 amino acids. Lineage: Eukaryota; Fungi; Ascomycota; Saccharomycetes; Saccharomycetales; Saccharomycetaceae.
AUGGGGGCUCAAGCAUCAAAACCAGAAGACAGCGCAGUUUUUGCCAUUGAUUCUACAUUGAAGCUUUCCGAUGAUAUUGUGAGCAAGCUGCAGCAUAGCACUGAAACAGAUUUCUCGAGAAGGGAGGAUGCCGAGAGAUUUAUCGAAGAGAAAGUAGCGCAGAAGUUGACAAGGUUGGAGAAGGAUGCAUUGAGAAAGUUUGAAGACACACUCGAUACUUCUUUGAUUUUAACGGAGAUUGAGAAUGAUCCCCUGAGCUCAAAAAAAUUGGAUGCCAAAAUUCUUACCUUGAGUGAUAACUUGAAGAAGUUGGACGAAAGGGACGAGCAGAAGUUAAAGCAGAUAGGCACCAAGGGGCAAGAAGUGAGAAACAAGCUGGCGCAGUGUUUGGCCGACAAUAAGGGUAAACCGUUGAAUUGCUACGAAUACAUCGAGCAGUUCAAAAAGAUCAUUGGUUGA